Engraulis encrasicolus (European anchovy) is the source of this 3119-nucleotide messenger RNA. RefSeq names its product cytochrome P450 26B1 (gene cyp26c1). Gene Ontology annotation, biological process: sterol metabolic process. The transcript is spliced from 7 exons. The record is from RefSeq and is a predicted model, not a curated record. Gene Ontology annotation, molecular function: iron ion binding; oxidoreductase activity, acting on paired donors, with incorporation or reduction of molecular oxygen; heme binding. NCBI's taxonomy places the organism in Eukaryota, Metazoa, Chordata, Actinopteri, Clupeiformes, Engraulidae. The coding region runs from base 236 to 1945 and encodes 569 amino acids.
GAUUAAGCCUCACUCUGGGAACUUGUGGAUUUUCCGCUACCAGCGACAUGACUCGUCACCUAAAAGGGUGUUCCACUCCGACUAAGUACUGAAAGGAGAAUACCUUCCCCUGCGCAUCGCGUGUGUCUGGGCACAUCUCGGCAGUGUUUACAGGUUUGCUCUGCGCCUGCGAGCAAACACGCGUGCACAUCAAAGCUUGUUGAGCAGUGGAACUUUGGAGAGCCGACUACAGGACAUGUUCGCCUUCGAGAGCACCCUCUUGUCCGCGCUGGUCUCCGCGCUCAUGUCGGUUCUGCCGGCGGUAUUCCUUCUUGUGUUGUCCCGACAACUCUGGACCUUCCGGUGGAACAUCACCCGGGACAAGGACUGUAAUCUCCCGUUGCCAGAGGGCUCAAUGGGUUGGCCGCUUGUCGGAGAAACGUUCCACUGGCUUUUCCAGGGGUCCAGUUUUCACAUUUCUAGAAGGGAGAGGCACGGCAACGUGUUUAAAACACACCUUUUGGGUAAACCUGUCAUUCGCGUGACUGGUGCCGAAAACAUUCGGAAGAUUCUGUUGGGGGAGCACAACCUGGUUUGCACGCAAUGGCCCCAGAGCACGCGCAUCAUUCUUGGACCCCACACUUUGGUCAAUUCCGUGGGGGAGCAUCACAAGAAGAAAAGGAAGAUCUUGGCAAAAGUUUUUUGCCGCGGGGCGUUGGAAACCUAUCUGACGCGCCUCCAAGAUGUUGUCAAGUCUGAAAUUGCCAAGUGGUGUUCGGAGGCCGGCUCCGUGGAUGUUUACGCGGCGGCCAGGGCGCUAACAUUCCGCAUAGCUGUGACAGUCCUGCUCGGUCUGAGGCUGGAGGAGGACCACAUCACAUACCUCUCCAAGAUCUUCGACCAACUCAUGAACAACCUCUUCUCGUUGCCCAUAGAUGCACCUCUGAGUGGACUGCGUAAAGGUAUCAAAGCAAGGGAAAUACUGCAAGAGGCCAUGGCGAAGAUCAUUCAGGAAAAGCUGGAGAAGAAGCAUACUGAGGAAUAUUGCGACGCCUUCGAUUACAUGCUAAGCAGCGCAAAGGAAAAUGAUUAUGACAUGACCUUACAGGAACUGAAGGAAACCGCCGUUGAGUUGGUUUUUGCCGCCCAUUCUACAACGGCCAGUGCGUCAACGUCGCUUAUCCUUCAAUUACUGAAACACCCAGAAGUUGUGCAGAAGGCCAGGAAAGAGCUUUUGACAGAGAGCCUGGGAGGGGAGAGGCAUCCUACCAACGACUCGGAGUGCACACAGACCACAUGUGAGGAUGGACCAAGUGCGCCACUGAGCGAAGUUGCGCCAUCAUCACACGAGCCAGAGAUAGACCCGGAGCAGUGCACAUAUCCUGGGAGUUCAAUAAAUAAAAGCAACGGGGUGUCUUCUGGACACACUGUAGAAAAUAACCACACUUCAAAUAUUCAAGUCCCUUGCUUGACUUUGGAGAAGCUGACGCAAUUGCGUUACCUUGACUGCGUGGUGAAGGAAGUGCUCCGGUUUCUUCCACCAGUUUCAGGAGGAUACAGAACAGUGCUCCAGACGUUCGAACUAAAUGGGUAUCAGGUUCCGAAAGGCUGGAGUGUCAUGUACAGCAUCCGAGACACGCACGAGACGGCAGCGGCUUACCAGAGUCCCGAGCUCUUCGACCCAGACCGCUUCAACGCCGAUCGUGACGAGAGCAAAAGUGGACGCUUCAAUUACGUUCCUUUUGGCGGGGGCGUGCGCAGGUGUAUUGGACGGGAGCUCGCUGUCAUUGUUCUGAAAACUCUUGCAAUUGAAUUAUUGGGUACAGCGGAAUGUCGUUUGGCCACAGAUACCUAUCCCAGGAUGCAAACCGUACCGAUUGUUCAUCCGGUCAAUGGUUUGCAUGUCCACUUUACCUGCAGGAAUGUCAGAGGAAGUGACAGCCAUAACCACACAAAUUAUAUUUGAACUGAAAAAAAAUACAAGAAAGUCAAAACUGAAGAGCCAUUCCAUAAUGAAAUAGGGCAUACCGUGUCCAUUUGCAGUGUGAAAUCUUCCAUUUAUUUUGGACCAUACCUUUAUAAAAGUAUUGCAUAGGUCUAGUUCUGCUUGGAGCGCAGGUCUACACUUUACACCAAGUGGAGAGAGGACACCACUCUCCUGCGCACGCCACCCAUACACCAGGACUUAUCAAAGUGUAAUGACAAAGAGUACUGAUUCCCAAUUGUAUCACUGUAAUGGUAACAACAACAUCACAAAUUCUAAGACCUAACACUUUGGAUAGGCCUAUUUGUUGUGCAUUGGUGGGCACUUGUCGCAGGUGAGUUCACUCUUCAGACUGGACACCUGACCGAAUAUCUGCCCCAAUUAGCCAUAGGAGUAAGUAAAUGGCGGGACACCUCUGGGUUUGCCUCCUCUGGGCUUACAAAUGAGACGACAUUCUCCAGGAGCGCAUUUGGACGUGGCUCACGAAGAACCCAAACUAACUGCGGACGCCUUCUCUACUUCUCAACACUCAGCCCAAUAGUGGACUCAUUUACCCUGUCUUAUAUGUUUUAAAUGAAGUAGGUCAAAAUAAGCUUUAUUUAUAAAAUGUUGUAGGAUACUAGUUUCCCAUAGAAAUGUAGCCUACUGUAUGCGGAUAAAAUAUCUGCCCAUACCCUGAUUUUGGUUAUUAUUAAAUCGUCAUUUAUUUUUCAUAGACUGUACAGCGUUGAGUUUUGUGUCUUUAUAGGAAUAUAUAGUAUACAGACCUAUAGGCCAUUUUGUGAAUAUAUGUGUAGAUCCUACUGACACUAUAUAUUGAGGAUUGUAAAAUGUGAAGAAUGAUCCAUGUGCUGUGAGUAAAUAAUGUCGCGCGUUUAAAGGGAAGGAGAAUUAAACCGUAUAGCACUUUUAACACACUUGAAGAAAGAUUUAAGAUUAUAUCGAUCAGAGACUUGAUUCGUUUUAAUGCUGCGUAUGAUUUGGAAUAAUUAUCUGAAACAGGCUCUUUGAUCAAAAAAUCUAAAAUAUUUUUUUCUGUGUUGUGAGUAGACUAAUGUGUGUGUGUAUAUAUAUAUAUAUCUGUAUUUUAUGUAAAUUAUUCGUUACAGUUUUGUGUGUUUAGAAUCGGUUGUACUUUUUGUUAUUUUGGGGUCAA